UUUUUCAACAGUUGAAAGUCCAAACCUGAAAGUGACGAAGAUCCCCAAGUUAAUUGAUGCACGACAUCCGAUUAUUCUGAUUUUCUGACACGACAUCUUAAGUAAAUUCAAUUUUUUUACGCAUAAAGAAAGAAAAUAAUAAUUAUAACAAUAUACAGUAAAUAUGUAAUUUAAAAAACGCAAUAAUUGGUUAAGAAACUUUCAUCACUGAUUAUCAAAAAAAAAAAGCCUUUAAAUUAUAAAUUAGAUAUGUGGCUUGAUAUAAAGGGCUACAUACAAGAAAGUGGCUUCUUUUACGAUAAAAAAAAAGAGAAAUCAAAAAAAAAAUAUAAUAUGUGAAAAGAAGAUAUUCUUUUUAAUUUUAAUAACGAUCUGAUUAAACAACAAGAUAAUUGAAGAAUUACAACAAGAAAACAAUCAUUAUGGCCACUCAUACAACCGCACGUAAACAACCAAAUUAUUUAGCAAUGACCUUUACAAUAUGUUUCGUGUGUUUUAUCAUUCUGAUUCAAUUUCCAUUAAUUUUUAUUACUCCAAUUCUUGAAUACAAGAAAAUCAUAUUAUUUAAAGAAUAUAAUUUACCAAUUAAUGAAAAUGUAGAAUAUUCUGUAGCAACAUCAUUAUGGAUAAUUGUUCCAAUUGUUUAUACAUAUAAAACAAUUGGUGAAUUAGGAGAUGUACCCAUUUUUUGUCCAUCUAAUUAUAAAUAUUCAUUUCCAAGACUUCAAUUCAUAUGUCAAAUACGAAUAUCAAAUAUAAUUUGUAUGUGGUUAAUGUUUAUUAGUACUAUACUUGCAACUUUUGCAAUGCAUAUUCCUGAAUCUAAAUAUAACGAAUGGUUUGGGUUUGGUAUUGAAGAUAACGAUUCAGAAAAAAGUGAAAAGGUGGAUAAAGAAUCGAAAAAUAUAAAAAAGUAACAAUAUGUAACAUAUAUUGUAUAUAUUAGAUAAUAAUAAAUUAAUAAUUGACAAUUUUAGAAGGCAGCGAUCAGUUCGGUUGUGGAGAUCACUUGGAGAUCCC
Rhizophagus irregularis DAOM 181602=DAOM 197198 is the source of this 1020-nucleotide messenger RNA. Lineage: Eukaryota; Fungi; Glomeromycota; Glomeromycetes; Glomerales; Glomeraceae. The record is from RefSeq and is a predicted model, not a curated record.